Molecule: messenger RNA, 177 nt
Organism: Cinara cedri
Lineage: Eukaryota; Metazoa; Arthropoda; Insecta; Hemiptera; Aphididae
Source: the annotation of a GenBank genome assembly
AUGGAGCCGCUAGUGAGAUGGCGAGACAGCUCAACCGGGGGCAACGGCACGGCGGCACCCGGCCGCCGGAUCCGCAGCGCCUGUUUCACCGUUACAUUGCUGGUAAGGCUAAAAGUCUGGCACUCCGACUGCGGGGAUUGGCUACCACCCGAUGGGGCUUUCGUGCAACCGCAUUGA